AUGCGUCUUGGUCUCCUAGCUUCGGUUCAACAGAAGGAAGAUCUCGAACUUAAUAAAAAUAUCGCCACCGAAGAUACCCAAAAAGCUGCUACUUCUACUCGGAAAUUAGCGUUCAUUGCUGGAGUGGGGGAUGAAUUGUCAAAGAUAAGGCUCCGAAAGCCCAACUCCAGCAAACCACAACCAGACGUCCCGGCGGAGAGACCGCGAACCGUUGCCCUCGAGGAACUACCAGACGCAGCGCGAUCUGAUGAUGAGGAUUUAAGUGACUCUGAUGCUGAUGCAAGCGACUCCGAUGCGAGCGACUCCGAGACAAAGAACCGGCAAAAGAAUCGAAAGACUACCAACACCAAGAAGACCAAGAAGACGACUGGAGCAUCUCGACAUAGCAGUGUAGCCCCGGACGAGAAGGACCUCCCUACUAUAUUACGGACUUCAGCCAGGGCAAUGUCAGCAGAUCCUUAUGUGGCUCCCUCGACCGGUGAUCGUCCGGGAAUUUCCGGCGCAAUACGCGGUCUUAUCUCACUCGAAAAGGUUCUGGGCAAGGAACUCAUCGGCUUCCAUAAGCUCAGCGGAGGGAAGCGAUUUCUAUUUGGCCCCUCCUCCAAUUAUAAGCACGGUGCAAAGAAAUUGGUCAUUAUGAUCGCCCAAUCGAGGUUGUCAGAGUCGCUUACGCAGAGUCUAAUGGGUGACUUCGCCUUAGGGUUAGACCAAUCCACGGGAUAA
Exophiala spinifera is the source of this 723-nucleotide messenger RNA. RefSeq lists its product as uncharacterized. The transcript is spliced from 4 exons. The record is from RefSeq and is a predicted model, not a curated record. The coding region runs from base 1 to 723 and encodes 240 amino acids. NCBI's taxonomy places the organism in Eukaryota, Fungi, Ascomycota, Eurotiomycetes, Chaetothyriales, Herpotrichiellaceae.